This is a messenger RNA of Magallana angulata, 1419 nucleotides long. RefSeq names its product RNA-binding protein 41-like. The transcript has 6 exons. The record is from RefSeq and is a predicted model, not a curated record. Gene Ontology annotation, biological process: mRNA splicing, via spliceosome. Bases 81 to 1361 code for a protein of 426 amino acids. Gene Ontology annotation, cellular component: U12-type spliceosomal complex. Gene Ontology annotation, molecular function: U12 snRNA binding; pre-mRNA intronic binding. NCBI's taxonomy places the organism in Eukaryota, Metazoa, Mollusca, Bivalvia, Ostreida, Ostreidae.
AACGGAAGUAAGCAAUGCAAAGUAAAAAUUAAAACCAAAGUGAAAGUAGACUUAGUUGUCUCUGAGCAGUUUUAUGAAGAAUGGACCUGUCACUACAAAAGAAGAGAUGGAGACCAGAGAUAGCCCCACCAGAUGAAGAGGUUAUCACAGAGGGGCAGAAACAACUCAAGAAUCUUCUGGACAAACAACUACAGAAGGAUGUCACCAUACAUCAACAACUGUCCCAGAAGCGGACUUUCACAUCUGCAUCUGCCCACUGUCCAGCUGUCAACUCCCUCUCAGGGCUGACAUCUCUGGACCAGUUUCAAGAAGUUGACAAGCUUGAUGCUUACACAGAAGAACUGAAGAAAUGUGGUUUGACAGACGAGGAGAUUCAGCUCAAAAUGAUGGCAGAUGAUUCAAACAAGCCCCAGAAAAAAAGAAACUUUGGAAUAGACCCAUCAAUCAUGGAGGAAAGGCUACAGAAAAUUCAGGAAAAAAUUGAAAAGAAAAACAUAGAUUUAGAUCAAAAGGAUAAAUUUCAUGGCCAAAAAGCUUUGACUAGGCAUGAAAUGGAAUUGGAAAGGUCACUUCUACGGGACUGUAACUCUGAUGACAAGAAAAAGGUAAUGAAUGCAUUGACAACGGUUCUUGAUCCAAGGGAAAGAACUCUGCCUAAUGAUCCAAUGAGCCAGCUCCCAGAAAUACUGGAGAAUAUCACAAAAGGAUCCAGCCAAGGAAAGUCAAAAAGGCGUAAACGGAAACAGAAAAACAAGGAACCUACAUCUGAUGAGAUUGAUAUGAAAGGCUUACCAAGUGAUGGGAGUAGAGUGGUUACUACAGAAAGUUCUACAUUUGAUUCAAGUACAAAUAGGGUACAGGAGGAAGGAGAAAUUGGUGAUGUUGCGACGUGUAAACCAAGGCCCAGAAAUCCGGUACCAGAGGUUUCUUUAGAGGAUAUUCAGAACAACAGACUAGCAAUUGAGGAAAUCAAAAACUUACCUCGAUUUGAGAACUAUGCACCAGGUGAACUCAGCAAAACAUUGGUAGAGGGUUGGUGGAGAUUCAUGGUGAAGCAAGUGCAAACAUCUUACACUAUAACUUUUGUUCCAUCUCAACAGAUUCUCUACUUGAAGAACCUAUCAAAUAAAGUUCAUCAGCAAGAUCUUGAGUCUAUAUUCAACAAAUUUUUACCAGAGGGAGCUGGUGGUUUAGAGUAUCGAGUGCUGACUGGCAGAAUGAGAGGACAAGCUUUUAUUACAUUUCCUGAUACUAAUUCAGCAUCCCGUGCUUUGGAGCAUGUGAACGGUUAUUUACUGAAAGACAGACCUAUCAUCAUCCAGUAUGGUAGAAAGAACUCCAGUAGCAAUUCUCCAACAUAAACGUUUUUUGUUUUCUUUUGCGUAAAUAUUCUCAUAAAAUAUUCAUACUUUAUUCUGU